Molecule: messenger RNA, 267 nt
Organism: Babesia ovata
Lineage: Eukaryota; Apicomplexa; Aconoidasida; Piroplasmida; Babesiidae
Exons: 1
Coding region: 1-267 (88 amino acids)
Source: RefSeq, a predicted model, not a curated record
AUGCCCGCUGCGGCGUCGCCACUGUCAUCGUCGAAAUACGCCUCGCCAGCAGCACCCAACUUCAUGGUCAGGUUGGACAACUGCCCAUUCACGUACACCGAGACGGUCUUCUCACGCGACUUCAACAGCUUGGUCUUACCGAACCGCACGUGGAACGAAGUGGAACGGUACACCCAACGCUCAUUAGGUCCCAGCUCGGGGUCGCCAUCGUUACAGGAGGCCGCUGAACAAACGUCAUGUGAUAGGGGAGCAAUCGCACUCACCUGA